CCCUCUCCCGGCCACUAUAUAUACCUCUCUUCUUUGAACCGGAAUUUUCAUAGAGACGAAUUGAUAUUAUAUCUGUGGAUUGGAUUGGGAAGAAAGUUUGGAAAGGUCAAGGAAAAAAAAAAAAAAGAAGAAGAAGAUUUAUUAGAAUAAGCGAAGAAAAUCAAGAUGUCUUGGCAAACGUACGUUGAUGAGCACCUGAUGUGCGAGAUCGACGGCCAGCAUCUCACCGCCGCGGCCAUCGUCGGCCACGAUGGCAGUGUUUGGGCACAGAGCUCCAACUUCGCUCAGUUCAAGCCUGAAGAAAUUGCAGCGAUCAUGAAAGAUUUUGAUGAACCCGGCUCUCUUGCCCCAACUGGGUUACACCUCGGAGGCAUAAAGUACAUGGUAAUCCAGGGAGAGCCCGGAGCUGUUAUUCGUGGAAAAAAGGGUGCUGGUGGCAUCACGGUGAAGAAAACCAGCCAAGCUUUGAUUUUUGGUAUAUACGACGAACCUCUGACUCCUGGACAGUGUAACAUGAUUGUUGAGAGGUUGGGGGAUUAUCUGGUUGAUCAGGGCCUUUAGGUCGCAGUAUCAUGGUUUUCAUGUUGUGAUAUUUGGUUUGGGCUUGAGUCAUUCAUGGAGUGGCAGUGGAUCAAUUGUUGCUGAGAAUAACCGCGUGAGGACAGAAACAGUAAAUUUUGGUGUUUUUCUAUUUUUGGGCACGUUUUCGUAAUUUAUGUUUUGGGUCCUAUUGAGUCUACAUUUUCAAGGUAUUGAAAACUGAAAUAUCCUUUGAUUUAUUCUAUUUGAUUAUAUGAUUUAAUUUGAUUAUAUGUGUA
This is a messenger RNA of Juglans regia (Persian walnut), 818 nucleotides long. Its product is annotated as profilin. Bases 166 to 561 code for a protein of 131 amino acids. Gene Ontology annotation, molecular function: actin monomer binding. Lineage: Eukaryota; Viridiplantae; Streptophyta; Magnoliopsida; Fagales; Juglandaceae. The transcript is spliced from 3 exons. Gene Ontology annotation, cellular component: cell cortex. The record is from RefSeq and is a predicted model, not a curated record.